GUGACGCGCGGAGUGGCGCGCGAGGGAGUCGGGGGUGGGGCGGGACUGGGUUUAGAAGGAGACCUGGAGGCCGGGGCCGCCUCCUGACGCCCAUCUUUCUCCUCUCUCGAAUCUGAGGGGUGGAGGCGACCUCGGCCUCCAGCGGCUCCGACGGGCAGAAGCGGCGGCUGGAAUGGCGUUGCUGGGCCUUCUGCAGGCGGGCGGGUCGGUGCUGGGGCAGGCAAUGGAGCAGGUGACAGGCGGCAGCCUUCUGUCCAUGCUGCUGAUCGCCUGCACUUUUACCCUCAGUCUGUUCUACCUGCUCCGCCUGGCCGUCGGCCACCAGGUGCAGCUGCCGGCCGGGGCGAAAAGUCCACCAUAUAUUUUCUCUCCAAUUCCAUUCCUUGGACAUGCUGUAGCAUUUGGGAAAAGUCCAAUUGAAUUCCUAGAAAAUGCAUAUGAGAAGUAUGGACCUGUAUUUAGUUUUACCAUGGUGGGCAAGACGUUUACUUACCUUCUGGGGAGUGAUGCUGCUGCACUGCUUUUUAAUAGUAAAAAUGAAGAUCUGAAUGCUGAGGAUGUCUACGGUCGCCUGACAACACCUGUGUUUGGAAAGGGAGUUGCAUAUGAUGUACCCAAUCCAGUUUUCUUGGAGCAGAAGAAAAUAUUAAAAACUGGCCUCAACAUAACCCAUUUUAGACAGCAUGUUUCUAUAAUUGAAAAAGAAACAAAGGAAUAUUUUGAAAGUUGGGGAGAAAGUGGAGAAAGAAAUUUGUUUGAAGCUCUUUCUGAGCUGAUAAUUUUAACAGCUAGCCAUUGUUUACAUGGAAAGGAAAUCAGAAGUCAACUCAAUGAGAAGGUGGCACAGCUGUAUGCAGAUUUGGAUGGAGGUUUUAGCCACGCAGCCUGGCUGUUGCCCGGUUGGCUGCCUUUGCCAAGCUUCAGACGUAGGGACAGAGCUCAUCGAGAGAUCAAGAAUAUUUUCUAUAAGGCAAUCCAGAAACGCAGACAGUCACAGGAAAAACUUGAUGACAUUCUCCAAACUUUACUAGAUUCAACAUAUAAGGAUGGACGUCCUUUGACAGAUGAUGAAGUAGCUGGGAUGCUUAUUGGACUGCUCUUGGCAGGACAGCAUACAUCCUCAACUACUAGUGCAUGGAUGGGCUUCUUUUUGGCCAGAGACAAAACACUUCAAGAAAAUUGUUAUUUAGAACAGAAAACAGUCUGUGGAGAGGAUCUGCCUCCUUUAACUUAUGACCAGCUCAAGGAUCUAAAUUUACUAGAUCGCUGUAUUAAGGAAACAUUAAGACUUAGACCUCCCAUAAUGACCAUGAUGAGAAUGGCCAAAACUCCGCAGACUGUAGCUGGGUACACCAUUCCUCCAGGUCAUCAGGUGUGUGUGUCUCCCACUGUCAACCAAAGACUUAAAGACUCAUGGGUAGAACGUCUGGACUUUAAUCCUGGUCGGUAUUUACAGGACAACCCAGCAUCAGGGGAGAAGUUUGCCUAUGUGCCAUUUGGAGCUGGGCGUCAUCGUUGCAUUGGGGAAAAUUUUGCCUAUGUUCAGAUCAAGACGAUUUGGUCCACUAUGCUUCGUUUGUAUGAGUAUGAUCUCAUCGAUGGAUAUUUUCCCAGUGUGAAUUACACAACCAUGAUUCACACCCCUGAAUGCCCAAUUAUUCGAUAUAAACGAAGGUCAAAAUGAAGAAGGUGGAAUGAACUAAUGUGUGAAACCUGUCAGCUGCAAAAGCUUUUGAAGAUAAUGGUUUACAAGACAA
Messenger RNA from Orycteropus afer afer, 1757 nucleotides. RefSeq names its product lanosterol 14-alpha demethylase. NCBI's taxonomy places the organism in Eukaryota, Metazoa, Chordata, Mammalia, Tubulidentata, Orycteropodidae. Gene Ontology annotation, molecular function: oxidoreductase activity, acting on paired donors, with incorporation or reduction of molecular oxygen; heme binding; iron ion binding. The record is from RefSeq and is a predicted model, not a curated record.